AGCCCAGUUGCAACCUCUCGCCGGCAGCUGCUCCGCGCGGAGCGGGAGACGGAGCCGGAGUCUGAGUGUGAGACGGGCUGAGACGGCUCCGAGGCGGCCCCGCCCCGGGGCUCCAUUGUUGCGGCGACUCCGGCUCUGCGGGCUGCUCGGCUCCGUCUCGCUCGGCCAGGGCACCUCCGGCAAGGAGUGAUCGCUGCCCGGGAGGCGGCCUGAGCAAUGGAAGAGUUAAUCGUUGAACUUCGUCUGUUUCUUGAACUCCUGGACCAUGAAUAUCUGACCUCAGCUGUCAGGGAGAAAAAGGCAGUUAUCACAGACAUCCUGCUGAGGAUACAGUCAUCCAAAGGUUUUGAGGCGAAAGAUCAUGCUGCGAAGCCAGAGAGCCCCAGCAGCCUGCCGGCCCCACCCCAGAUGCCUUUGCCUGAGAUCCCGCAGCCGUGGCUGCCGCCGGACAGCGGGCCACCACCGCUGCCGACAUCCUCUCUCCCGGAGGGCUACUACGAGGAGGCCGUACCGCUGAGUCCCGGGAAGGCUCCGGAGUACAUCACCUCAAACUAUGACUCAGAUGCAAUGAGUAGCUCUUACGAAUCGUACGAUGAAGAGGAAGAGGAUGGAAAGGGCAAGAAAACGCGGCACCAGUGGCCCUCGGAGGAGGCCUCCAUGGACCUGGUGAAGGAUGCCAAGAUCUGUGCCUUCCUGCUGCGGAAGAAACGCUUCGGGCAGUGGACCAAGUUACUCUGCGUCAUCAAAGACACCAAACUACUGUGCUACAAAAGUUCCAAGGACCAGCAGCCCCAGAUGGAACUGCCGCUCCAAGGCUGCAGCAUUACAUACCUCCCCAAAGACAGCAAAAAGAAGAAGCACGAAUUGAAGAUUACUCAGCAGGGCACAGACCCGCUGGUCCUUGCUGUGCAGAGUAAGGAGCAGGCCGAGCAGUGGCUGAAGGUGGUCAGAGAGAUCUACAGCGGCGGCAGCGGGCCAGCAGACUCGGAAUGUCCUCCCCCCUCCAGCUCCCCGGUGCACAAGGCAGAACUGGAGAAGAAACUGUCUUCAGAGAGACCAAGCUCAGAUGGGGAGGGCGUUACAGAAAAUGGAAUUGCUGUGUGUAACGGAAAAGAACAAGUUAAGAGGAAAAAAAGUUCCAAAUCAGAGGCCAAGGGAACUGUGUCUAAAGUCACUGGGAAAAAAAUCACCAAGAUCAUCGGUUUGGGAAAGAAAAAGCCGUCGACAGAUGAACAGACCUCCUCAGCGGAGGAAGACGUGCCUACUUGUGGCUACCUGAACGUGCUCUCCAACAGCCGCUGGCGGGAGCGCUGGUGCCGCGUCAAGGAAAACAAGCUCAUCCUCCACAAGGACAGGGCCGACCUGAAGACCCACGUCGUCUCCAUCCCACUCCGCGGCUGCGAGGUCAUCCCGGGGCUGGACUCCAAACACCCCCUGACGUUCCGGCUGCUUCGCAACGGCCAGGAGGUGGCCGUGUUGGAGGCCUCUUCUUCUGAAGACAUGGGCAGGUGGAUUGGGAUUUUGCUGGCUGAGACGGGGUCCUCCACAGACCCUGGGGCCCUGCACUAUGACUACAUAGACGUGGAGAUGUCGGCGAAUGUCAUUCAGACGGCCAAGCAAACCUUCUGUUUCAUGAACAGGCGCGUUCUGUCCACUAACCCGUACGUGGGGAGCACCGCCAACGGCUACGCACACCCCAGCGGGACGGCACUGCACUACGACGACGUCCCCUGCAUCGGCGGCUCGUUGAAGGGUAAAAAACCGCCCCCCGUGGCAUCCAACGGGCUUACGGGAAAAGGCAAGGCUCUGAGCAGUCAGCAAAGAAAAGCUGAUUCAGUGGCUGGCGUGAAGCGGACGCCUUCAAAUGCUGACCAGUACAAAUAUGGCAAGAACCGGGUGGAAGCGGAUGCCAAGCGGCUGCAGGCCAAAGAGGAGGAGCUGCUGAAGAGGCGGGAAGGCCUGCGUGACAGGCUGGCCCAGCUGCGGAAGGAGAGGAAGGGCCUGAGGGCCGCCAUCGAAGUGAACGCCGGCCGGAAGACCCAGGCGAUCCUGGAGGAGAAGCUGAAGAAGCUGGAGGAGGAGUGCAAACAGAGGGAGACGGAGCGCGUGAACCUGGAGCUGGAGCUGGCCGAGGUCAAGGAGAGCCUCAAGAAAGCCCUGGCCGGCGGGGUCACCCUGGGGCUGGCCAUCGAGCCCCGGGCGGGGGCGGCGAGUCCGCAGUCUCCAGUCUUUAGGCACCGGACUCUGGAGAACUCGCCCAUGUCCAGCUGCGAGACCAGUGACGCAGAGGGCCCCGUGCCCGUGAACAGCGCGGCCGUCCUGAAGAAGAGCCAGCCGGCCCCCGCCAGCACCCCCUGCCGGGGGCACGUGCUCCGGAAGGCCAAGCAUCACAGAAAGCCUCUCGGUGAGCCCCGAGCCAUAGCGGGGCAGCGAGUCGUUCGUGACGGUGAGGGAGCCUCACGUGCACCCUCUUUGCCCAUCUUUUGUGAAAUCAUUCACUCCUGUCCUUCCAGAAAAGCCCAACCUGACAGCAUGCAAGCAUUACCAGGUAUUUCUGUUAGUUGCCAUGGAAGAAAUUUUCGAGAUGGGAUCAUCAGAUCAUCAUUCUUAGGGACCAAAGGUGUUUUUAAUAAGAUAAUCUUUGUAUUUGAUUUUUUUAACGAGAAAGGAAAUAUUAACUUUAAACUUUAGCAUUGACUUUUAAAUUAUAGAGAUUCAGCAUUAAUUGACCAUGGCUAUAAGUUGUAAAAUGUUUUCAUAUUAAGAAUGUAAUUAUUUCCUUAUUGUAUUUUUUAAAAACUAAAGUCAUAUUUAAAAUUCUCUUUGAAAGAAACAGGCAAGAAACAGGAAAGAUUUUUUUAAUUAAAUAUGUUGGCAGUGUCCAUUUUAAAGAACUGUAAAUAUAUUUUCACUGUGUUUCGCAAUGUAUUUAAUUCAUAAAGUAAAAAAUUUUAUCAGAAGAAACUUGCAUUGGAAAUAUUCGUUUUCAGUCCAUUUGCCCGGAUUUUGUAGGAGCCUCACUUGAAUUUUCUGCUUUACUGCUGGAUUUUUCUACAGUUUUACACGGUGUAGCCCGCAGACUGGCGCCCUCGGGCGUGCCUCAUUUGUGUAUUGCUAAUAAACUCGC
Molecule: messenger RNA, 3127 nt
Organism: Kogia breviceps (pygmy sperm whale)
Lineage: Eukaryota; Metazoa; Chordata; Mammalia; Artiodactyla; Physeteridae
Source: RefSeq, a predicted model, not a curated record